CAAAUUCAAAUUCCAUCAAAUUUUCAAAUUUCCAAAAAAAAAAAAAAAUAAAAAAAUAAACGUGAGGGAGUCGACAGGCGCAAGUUAGGAAUGAGGAUAGAAGUGAGGGAGUCGACAAUGGUGAAGGCGGCGCAGGAGAUUCCAUCUUCGAAGAGGAGGCUGUGGAACUCGAACGUGGACCUGGUGGUUCCGAGCUUCCACACACCCAGCGUCUACUUUUACAGACCCAAUGGUUCGCCCAAUUUCUUUGAACCCCAUGUGCUAAAAGACGCCCUGAGCAGAGCCCUCGUGGCGUUCUAUCCCAUGGCUGGACGGCUGGCUCGUGACGAUGAUGGGCGUAUCGAAAUCGAUUGUAACGAUGAAGGAGUGUUGUUUGUGGAAGCAGAAAGUGAUAGUUGUGUCGAUGAUUUUGGGGACUUUGCGCCUACGCUGGAGCUUCGGCAGCUCAUUCCCGCCGUCGAUUAUUCUAAAGGGAUUUCAUCGUAUCCUAUUCUCGUCUUGCAGGUGACGUAUUUCAAAUGUGGGGGAGUGUCCCUCGGUGUUGGUAUGCAACAUCACGUAGCAGAUGGAUCUUCUGGUCUCCACUUUGUCAACACAUGGUCUGAUAUUGCUCGUGGUCUUGACCUCACAAUUCCACCGUUCAUUGACCGGACCCUGCUCCGUGCCCGGGACCCACCACAACCUGCUUUCCACCACAUUGAAUACCAGCCCCCUCCUUCCAUGAAAGUCGAUCCUCAAUCAACAAAGCCCGAAUCAGUUCCUGAGGCAACGGUUUCCAUUUUCAAAUUAACCAAGGACCAACUCAACACUCUCAAAGCCAAGUCGAAGGAAGAUGGGAACAUGGUCAAUUACAGCUCGUAUGAAAUGCUUGCAGGACAUGUGUGGCGAUCGGUGUGCAAGGCACGGGGACUACCAGAUAAUCAAGAAACCAAGAUGUACAUCGCGACAGAUGGACGGUCCAGAUUAAGACCUGCACUACCACCGGGCUACUUUGGCAAUGUGAUUUUCACCACCACGCCUCUGGCUAUAGCCGGUGAUCUCCAAUCAAAGCCAACAUGGUAUGCCGCAAGUCGAAUUCACGAUGCAUUAGUACGGAUGGACAAUGAUUAUCUAAGAUCCGCUCUUGAUUACUUGGAACUACAGCCCGAUUUAAAGGCGCUCGUUCGUGGAGCCCACACUUUCAAGUGCCCAAACCUCGGGAUCACCAGUUGGGUUAGGCUGCCGAUUCAUGACGCGGAUUUUGGUUGGGGCCGGCCUAUUUUCAUGGGACCGGGCGGGAUUGCAUAUGAAGGCUUAGCCUUUGCAUUGCCGAGUCCAACCAAUGAUGGGAGCUUAUCGGUGGCGAUUUCGCUCCAAACAGAACAUAUGAAACUCUUUGAGAAGUUCUUGUUUGACAUAUAAAGGAUUGAAUCAUCCGACAAUGUCGUGCUGGUUAAUCGAGCCGGUCGAUUUAUGAUACAUUUAUAUUGCCAAAACAAUUUUCCAUUGGUCGUAUUUUUUCCUUUGUUUUUUUUGGGUACAUUAUUUAUGUUUAUUGUGAACCUGGACAAUUCUUUUUUAUUUCAGUUGAAAUGUGUUUAUGAAAUAUAACAGGAAAAUGCAACGUGGAUGCAAAGAACUUUGAGUUCAUUGUAUAA
This is a messenger RNA of Camellia sinensis, 1637 nucleotides long. Its product is annotated as shikimate O-hydroxycinnamoyltransferase. The record is from RefSeq and is a predicted model, not a curated record. Gene Ontology annotation, molecular function: acyltransferase activity, transferring groups other than amino-acyl groups. NCBI's taxonomy places the organism in Eukaryota, Viridiplantae, Streptophyta, Magnoliopsida, Ericales, Theaceae.